CACAUAAAGCCAUACCCAGAGAGAGAGAAGAGAUAAAAAGAGAGAGAGAAAAGGAAAGAAAGAAAGAGAAAGUGGUUUUAAAAUCAGGAAUUUUAUGGCAAUUGCAGCUUCAGCAAGAAGCAGUUCAUCAACGAUGAGCCACGAAGAAAUUAGCAGCAACAACAACAAAACUAACAACAAUUGUGAAGAUCAUAAUCACGAUGAUAUUAUUGAUCACGAUCAACACGAACAUGACGUCGUUAUGCCCGGUUUCCGCUUCCAUCCUACCGAAGAAGAGCUCGUUGAAUUCUACCUUCGCCGUAAGGUUGAGGGCAAACGCUUUAAUGUCGAACUCAUCACUUUUCUUGAUCUUUAUCGCUAUGACCCUUGGGAACUUCCUGCUUUGGCUGCCAUUGGCGAGAAGGAAUGGUUCUUCUACGUCCCUCGUGAUCGCAAAUACCGCAACGGUGACCGUCCCAAUCGUGUUACCACCUCCGGCUAUUGGAAGGCUACCGGUGCCGAUCGCAUGAUUCGUACCGAGGAUUUUCGUUCUAUUGGUCUUAAGAAAACCCUAGUUUUCUACUCCGGCAAGGCGCCUAAGGGUAUUCGCACUAGUUGGAUUAUGAACGAGUAUCGCUUGCCUCAUCAUGAGACCGAACGAUAUCAAAAGGCAGAGAUUUCGUUGUGUCGGGUUUACAAAAGAGCCGGAGUUGAAGAUCACCCUUCACUCCCUCGGUCUCUCCCGUCGAGAGCAUCGUCUUCGCGAAUGGCAAGCUCGUCGACGCCAAAGAAUAAUCUUCUUCCGGGUGGCUCAGUUAAUGUCGUCCAAACUUCAUCAUCAUCCACUGAUAAAUUCCCGACGAGUUUCGAGUCACAAUUCCACCAUCAUCAACUUCAAAUUGGUGUUGGUGUCGAAGCCACUGCGGCCGACGCCUCCGCCACAAGCUCUUGUGAAGAAGUCACCACUGUUCUUGGCCUUUCCAAACAAAACCCUUUUCCCACAACUUCAUUAAUCAACAUGGCUGCCACUUCUUCCCUCGCAAUUCCAGCUUCAGCUUCUACAACUCCCAAUUGCAUGGAAGAAGAUGAUCACCAAUCCAUCAUUCUCCAUAAACAACAACAAUUACCUUCUUCUUCUUCACUUAUUUUGCCCACUUACACCUCUUUCUUCUCUCCUUCCAAUAAUUCCCUUGAUGACCUACAAAAGCUCAUUCACUAUCAACAACAACACCCGCUGCCAUCCACUUCGCCCGCCACCGUCGUAAACUCUCUACCGUCACAAUAUUACCAACCGACACCCCCACCUCCGCCGCAACAACUCGCCCUCAACACGCUACCAGUCGUAUUCUCCGACAGACUAUGGGAGUGGAAUCCAAUCCAAGACGCAACCAAUCCCUUCAAGUAAAUUUUCAACAACGGAAAAAUUCAUAUCGUUAACGACAUGUUUAGCCACUAUAACCAGUUAAACUAUAUUCAGGUUGGCAAUAUCAAUAUGCUUAGUUCAAUCAACUACUACUCAUCAUGACAUAUAUGAUUGAAGAAUAACGUCACUUUGUUGCUACCUCAAACUACUUCAAUUUCCUUUUUUUUUCCUCUCUUUUUUUAAUCUAUGUAGUUGCAUGAUAUCAUGUGAACAUAUAUAUAUAUAUAUAUAUAUAUGACUAAUCUGGAAAAAAAAUAAUUAUAGUUAGUUUAUUGUUGCUUCUUGUUGAUUACAUUAUAUUUUAAAAUAAUUAGUUAGGGAUGUUUUAUAUUUGCAAGAGAUCCAAAGGGGAUCUUGUUGGUUGUAACUUGUUGAAGUGUUGUCAGAUCUUGAUGUUAAUAAUAAUAGAAUGUUUCUUCUUCCCAA
Benincasa hispida (wax gourd) is the source of this 1828-nucleotide messenger RNA. It is a transcript of the gene LOV1, whose product is annotated as NAC domain containing protein 35. Gene Ontology annotation, biological process: regulation of DNA-templated transcription. Gene Ontology annotation, molecular function: DNA binding. The record is from RefSeq and is a predicted model, not a curated record. NCBI's taxonomy places the organism in Eukaryota, Viridiplantae, Streptophyta, Magnoliopsida, Cucurbitales, Cucurbitaceae.